UUCUUAUAUUAUUUUAAAAUUUUAUUUGCAUUUUUUUAUGUUAUUAAAUAUUCUUUUAACUAUACGCCAGAAUCAAAAUCCUCUUUUCUGCGAUGACGACUGGCACGUUGUUCAACACAUCCGGAAUCGCCGGAGACGCAUCUUGCCAUCACCGCCGGUAAUAAUCACUCCCUCCCUCCACGGCGGCGCCACCCUUCCCAUCGAAUCAUAAAGCCCUCAGAACGGAAAAAAAAAGAGAAGAAAAGUAUUCAAGUCUGUUCAAUUCUUUCCACCUCCCGUCGUUUACGCAAUCAUCGUUCCCACUCGUCGUUUUCCGCGUUUCGUUGAAUUCCCCAAUUCCCACUCCCCUCUUUUUUUUUUAAGGGGGAAAAAAACCGAUUUCCCCAAUUCGCAGAAAGCAGAAGAAUAUGCUGCUCCCCAACCCGUCUUCCUCUUUUAUUCGAUCCCUAACGCUACUAUUUUAAUCAUCGCCAAUUCAAUAAUGGCCAAGUUGCUCCUUUAACACACUACACUACACUCACAUUGGGGGAAUCGAAUUCCGUUAGCGUAACUAACAAUUUUUUGUCUUCCAAUUUUCUGGUUAUGGUAACUUCUCUUGCAUCGAUGGGGUUGAAGCCGAAGAAGAAGAGCGAGGGCGAGGAGGCGGCAGCAGCAGCACCACCACCACCGCGAGCGUCGAAGCGGAGCAGUAGCAACCCUCCAGUGACGAUGGAUCACGUGCUGCUGGCGUCACAGGAGACGAAGGAGGCACGUGAGAGUCGUAUUCGCGAGAUGUUCGGGUUCUUCGACAAGGAGAAUUGCGGUUACCUGGAAUACGCACACAUCGAGGCAGGGCUUUCGGCGCUUCAGAUUCCUUCGGAGUACAAGUACGCCAGGGACCUUCUGAACGCUUGUGACAAGAACAAGGAUGGGAGGGUGGACUACGAUGAGUUCAAGAAGUACAUGGAUGAGAAGGAACUUGAGCUCUACCGCAUUUUUCAAGCUAUCGAUGUCGAGCACAAUGGAUCCAUUCUCCCUGAGGAGCUCUGGGAGGCACUUGUUAGAGCAGGGAUCCAGAUUGAUGAUAAGGAGCUCGCUCGUUUUGUUGAGCGUGUAGAUAAGGAUAACAAUGGGGUUAUAACAUUUGAAGAAUGGCGAGAUUUUCUGCUGCUUUACCCUCAUGAAGCAACUAUGGAGAACAUUUACCAUUAUUUGGAGAGGAUAUGCAUGGUUGAUAUUGGGGAACAAACUGUUAUACCUGCAGGCAUUAGUAAGCACAUUCAUGCAAGUAGGUAUUUGAUUGCAGGAGGAGUAGCUGGUGCUGCAUCACGCACAGCAACAGCCCCCCUUGAUCGCCUAAAGGUUGUAUUGCAAGUCCAGACAACACGAGCCCGUAUAAUGCCAGCUGUAAAAGAUAUAUGGAAAGAAGGUGGUUUUUUAGGAUUUUUUCGAGGCAAUGGCUUAAACGUUCUUAAGGUUGCCCCUGAGAGUGCCAUUAGAUUUUAUACCUAUGAGAUGCUGAAGACUGCCAUUGUAAAUGCUAGAGGAGAAGAGGUAAAGUCAGAUGUUGGAACUAUGGGCCGGCUGCUAGCUGGUGGUAUAGCAGGCGCUGUUGCUCAAACUGCAAUAUAUCCCAUGGAUCUUGUUAAAACACGACUACAAACCCAUGCUUGUGAAGGUGGAAGGAUUCCUAGUCUUGGAACUCUGUCCAGAGAUAUAUGGGUUCAAGAAGGACCACGUGCAUUUUAUAGGGGACUGGUUCCUUCACUUCUGGGGAUUAUCCCGUAUGCUGGUAUAGAUCUUGCUGCAUAUGAGACCUUGAAGGAUAUGUCCAAGAAGUAUAUUCUUCAUGAAGGAGAACCUGGUCCUCUUGUGCAAUUGGGAUGUGGUACUAUAUCGGGAGCCCUUGGAGCGUCAUGUGUUUACCCAUUGCAGGUCAUCAGAACAAGGCUCAAAGUACUUAUAGUGGAAUGGGUGAUGUAUUCAGGAAAACCAUGAAACAUGAAGGGUUUAGGGGAUUCUACAAAGGAAUAUUCCCUAACCUACUCAAAGUGGUGCCAUCGGCAAGUAUCACUUACUUGGUCUAUGAGUCUAUGAAAAAGGGUUUGGAUUUGGAGUGAAGAACUCUACUCGUGCAUCUGCUUCAUUUGAAGAUAUUACUAUUAUUGACAUGGCUGACUUUUGCAAAUGUUGGAAUUGUUUUGCAAUGAAGACAAUGAUAAUGAUGACAAGAAUAAAGUACACAAUUGAUUAUUAGGACAAUUGUCUAAAUUCAUUCAUAUAAUAGCAUUGUUUCUUCAAAAUUCUUGGGAGGACGAAAUUGGUUUGUCCUGCAUGGUGCUUCAUGAAAAUAAUGUGAAGCUACAUAUCCAUUAGCACAUUUUGUUGUAUGAUAGAGAGAGGCAUACGGAUCAGAGGAUUCGAUUUUGUAAUUGUAAUUUGUAAUAUUUAGUGGCUCAUAUUGAUAUUUUACUCGUAUAAUUGAUUUUAUUUUUAUUUUUA
Molecule: messenger RNA, 2481 nt
Organism: Arachis duranensis
Lineage: Eukaryota; Viridiplantae; Streptophyta; Magnoliopsida; Fabales; Fabaceae
Product: calcium-dependent mitochondrial ATP-magnesium/phosphate carrier protein 3
Exons: 4
Coding region: 583-1977 (464 amino acids)
Biological process (GO): transmembrane transport
Molecular function (GO): ATP transmembrane transporter activity; calcium ion binding
Source: RefSeq, a predicted model, not a curated record